Ostreococcus tauri is the source of this 546-nucleotide messenger RNA. Its product is annotated as Peptidyl-prolyl cis-trans isomerase,PpiC-type,conserved site. The coding region runs from base 1 to 546 and encodes 181 amino acids. Gene Ontology annotation, molecular function: peptidyl-prolyl cis-trans isomerase activity. Lineage: Eukaryota; Viridiplantae; Chlorophyta; Mamiellophyceae; Mamiellales; Bathycoccaceae. The transcript has a single exon. The record is from RefSeq and is a predicted model, not a curated record.
AUGUCGCGAGCCGUUCUCCCGAAUCCGAGCGCCGCCCGAGCGGGAUCCGCGCUCUGCGGACGACGGACGACGCGACGGACGACGCGGUGCGUCUCUCCGGGGAGAGCACUGCCUCUGGAAGCGAUCGCGGACGUCGCGGUGAGCAACCAAGUGCUCGCGUACGGGUCGAUUGGUUUCUUUGGCGCCACGAUCGCCUUCUUCGCGUACAGAGCGUUCGGAUCGGCGUUCAUCGGACCGCAGGCGAGCGCGAGUCACGUGUUAGUGAAGUCACGGGCGAGAGCGGACGCGCUGAAGAGGGAGAUCGAGGAGGCGGUGGCGGGCGGCGCGCCGCUGCGGGCGACGUUUGCGCGCGUCGCGGAGAAGGAGAGCACGUGUCCUUCCUCGAAGAAGGGUGGGGAACUGGGAUCUUUCAGACGCGGGCAAAUGGUUCGUGAGUUCGACGACGUCGUAUUCACCGGUGAUUUAAAUACCGUGCUCGGUCCGGUGGACACGCAGUUCGGCUCGCACUUGAUCUUAAUCACCGACAGAGACGCCGACGCAAAGUGA